Molecule: messenger RNA, 780 nt
Organism: Caenorhabditis briggsae
Lineage: Eukaryota; Metazoa; Nematoda; Chromadorea; Rhabditida; Rhabditidae
Exons: 4
Coding region: 1-780 (259 amino acids)
Biological process (GO): olfactory behavior; G protein-coupled receptor signaling pathway
Molecular function (GO): G protein-coupled olfactory receptor activity
Source: RefSeq, a predicted model, not a curated record
AUGGUCCAUUUAAUCCAUAUCUUCCAAUACGUGAGCUUUGUUUUCUCUCAAAUUACAAAUGCGAUUCUUCUGUAUUUGAUCUAUAAAAAAACUAAAAAGUGUUUCGGUCCGUAUAGAUACAUGAUGGCCAUAUUUUCGAUCUAUGCCAUAAUCUAUAACUAUGUGGAUUUAAUGACCCAACCCUUGGUCCUAGUAGAAAAACAAUUGUUUGUUGUGGUGAAUCAUGGUCCACUACGGUAUUGGCCAAAUGCUGGAUAUGUGUUAGUCUGUAUAUUUGGAGCAUCAUUUGGAAUGUGCAUUUCUCUUUUAUCAGCUCAGUUUUUCUACCGCUACUUGGCACUAUGCAAACCCAACUUCCUAGCCCAUUUCGAAGGCCCAAAACUAGCUAUGUUAUUCAUCCCACCGCUCACACUCUCAAUUACCUGGUUCUUUUUUUGCCUUCUUGGCCUUCAGAUAUCAUCGGAAAAACGGAAAAUCCUAGAAGCACCUCUUCAUGACCAGUAUGACGAGUAUUCACAAAAUGUGACAUUCGUAGGUGGUUUGUAUUGGAAUACAGACCAGAAUGGAGUGAUUCAUUGGAAUAUUCAAGAUUGUAUCGGAACGAGUGGCUUGUGUGUAUUGAUGUCACUUUGUUGUAUGACGAUUCUAUUUUGCGGCGUCAACACCUACAAGAAAAUGAAUGAAGUGGGUGACACACUAAGUGAUAGAACCAAGGAUCUCAAUAGACAACUUUUUAUUACGUUGAGUUUACAGGUGCGCCCACGAGCAACAGAAUGUUAA